AUGGCAGACGAAGCUACCACAAAGGACGCCAGCGAGCUUGGACUCGAUGAGACUACUGAGACCUUUGACAUUGACCUGUUUGGAGGUGGCGACGAACAAAGUGGCUUCCAUACGAAGAACGAUCCCAGCGCGCCAUUUCAGCGUACAAACGUGACCAACCGCAAGGGCGCCAUCGAUAUCAAGUGCAAUCUCGUCGAUGUCGUCCACGGCAAAUUCGACCCCGACGGGGACGAGUACGCGACCCUCAUCGUGCUGCUGUUCCGCUUUGACCCGCGGAAGCGUGCCCGGCGCGUGGCCGAGGCGCAAAUCUCGCUGGUCUUCGACGGCCUCACAGAGGACGACCCGCGGCCCGUUGUGGAGGCAAUUUCCUUCGAUGGACGCUAUUCCGUCGCGCCGACGACGCAGUCCGAGUCUGUGACCCGGGGAGCUGAGGGCACUCUCGGCCUCAGCGCCAUCCAAGGCGCCGAGCUGUCGGGUGGUCUCAAGGUCGAGAAGACAGUGACGCGCGACAUGGAGCACUUCACAACAGUCAUUGGGUCGGUGGACCUCAUCGGCUACAACUACGGCGAGCCCAACUGCGCGACCUGGUCGCUUAUCGAGAACGAGGCGCGCGAGACAGGUGUGCCGGCUGCCGUGAGGGCGGGGAUCCUGCUGCGACGGACGGAGGAAGAGGCCAGGUUCAAAGCGACGAUCAAGAUUGAAGUCAAGGCCGAUUUUAAGACUUCGAUGGAGCGCUUCUUUGGUGGAAAGCCGAAAGAUGACCCUGUGCUCUUCGACCCCGCGAAGAAGCCGACAAACAAGCUCAUGGUGUAUGACACGGAGGAUCUGGGGGCCUUGGACCUGGAGAAGGUUUCAGACGUCACGUUCCUGACUGUGAGAGACGGUGCAGUGAAGAAGAUUGGAUCAACACAGUGA
Verticillium nonalfalfae is the source of this 915-nucleotide messenger RNA. RefSeq lists its product as uncharacterized. Bases 1 to 915 code for a protein of 304 amino acids. NCBI's taxonomy places the organism in Eukaryota, Fungi, Ascomycota, Sordariomycetes, Glomerellales, Plectosphaerellaceae. The record is from RefSeq and is a predicted model, not a curated record. The transcript has a single exon.